Messenger RNA from Mesorhabditis belari, 261 nucleotides. The record is from the annotation of a GenBank genome assembly. Lineage: Eukaryota; Metazoa; Nematoda; Chromadorea; Rhabditida; Rhabditidae.
AUGAUGCGAUUCGUGAUCCUUUCCCUGUUCAUCUCAAGCGCUUUCGCUUGCCUCGGCGGUGGCGGUGGCUGCUGCGGAGGUGGUGCCCCAUCGUGCGGAUCUCCAUGCGGAGGAGCUCUCCCACCAUCAGGCGGAGGCUACGCUCUCCCACCACCACCACCAUCCGGAGGAGGAUACGCUCAGGCCCCAAUCGGUGCCCCACCACCACCCCCACCAAUCGCUCUUCCACCCCCAGCGGCUCCUCAAGGAUACGUCGGAAAA